AUGGAACAACCCGAAUGUUCCAUCCCGACCUCAGCUACAACAAUUCAACAGUUACCGAGACCACCAUCGGUUAUGGACGAUGAUGAGGAUAUAGAGUUUGAGGUUUUUAAUGUACCUAAAAAAACAAGUAAUGAAAAUUUAGGGACAUUUAAUGAUAAUAACAAUAUAUCGGAACAAGUAAUAGUGGAUAGGAUACCUAGGAGUAAUAGUAAAAGUUCAUAUUCUUCUUCACAACCUCCUGUGGAUGGUGUUGCUGACGAUGUUGAAAAUGAGGAUCAAAUUGAAAUUGAAACAACAGGAAGCAGUACCGGGAGUCAUGCAAGUACGAUUAAAUAUGAAAAUGAUAAACAUGCACAAGUAAUGGCUCACAGUGAGCAACAAUUCAUGACUGCCUCAGCAACAAUUAUAAAAACAAAUGAAUUCGAUCAUUUAUUCGAACAUUCGGCUCGAGAAACGGAAAAGGAAAGAAAAAAAAAAGACAGAAGAAUUAUUGGACAUUUAGUGAGGAAGAGAGUUGAAAAUUUUUUAAAGAUAUUUGAUGCAUAUGGUGAAGGGAUUGAUGGUCCUCAAAUCCGAAGAAAGACAGUGAUGGGGUCUUUCGUCUCUGUAAUUAUGAGGUUUAUUGUAAUAGUAUUAAUUGCUUGGAAAAUGUAUAAGGUAUUGAGUAUGACUAGGUCUGAAGAUAUUGGCGAUAUAAUAUCUAUAAAUUAUAAUAGAUCUGGAUCAAUGUAUUUUAUGGAUAUUCCAACAUUACAAAUGAAUGUCUCGAGUAAGAUUUUGUUUUUUGAGAGGGCUGAGGACGGUCCUUCGUUACAGAGGAUUGACAUCAUUGAUAUGUAUGGAUUGGAAAAGACAUUUUCAACAUUGAGUCCAAGUGAGAGUUUUACUCUGCGGAAACCCUUAACGAAAUCAAUUUUUGGAAAUGCUAAUAUUGGAUUGAAUUCUUUUUUUCCUAGAAAUAGAGAUGCUGAAACAGGAUUUGACUCGGUGAAUACUUUUUCAACAAAAACGUCUACAGUUUCUUCAAUUCUGGAUCCUGCUGAGGCAUUAUAUAUUCAAUCAAAUCAGGAUAAGGAUUUUAUUGAGCAUACAGUUCAUUUAUAUUUGAGAUUUUUGGAUAAUUUGAGAGGAAUCAAACCUUGUCAACUUCAGAUUGGAAUGAUAAACUCUGGUAUUCUUGCGCUAUUGGAAGAUGUUGAUGAGUAUGGAAAUAUAAUUUUUGAACAUCAAUUACAGUCACACGAGGAUGUUUAUUUUGCAACUGAUUCUUCCACUUGGGCAAUGUCAAAUAUUAUCCCUAAUGAGACAGAGAGAGCUUCUCCUAAAGUACUGAGUGAAGGCAUUUCCAAUAGCCAAUUUUACCUCACAACAAACUUUACAACAUCGAACUUGGUUUCCUUUCUUCAGAAAAAAUCAGUCAAUGGAAAUUUGAGAAAUAUUGCCCAGAUAUUUCUCGAUAGAGGGAUAUCUUUGCCUCUCUUUAACGAAUGGACCUUUAUAAUUAAUUACAUGAACAACUUUGUAUAUACUAGUAACAAGCUUAUUUGUGACGAUUACGAGCAAGAUAUAGAUGAAAGCUCUCAAACCAACCCUAGGUUAAUUCUCAAUAACUCCUUCAUUCGAAAAAAAUUAUUUCCAACAGAUGUCAGAAUUAUUUCCAAUAAUUUGGGAGAGAAUGAUACUACUGUAUUGGGAUUUGUUAAAGGUGAUUUAUCACAACAGCCACCAUUCUACAUGAUUAUUGCAGGAUUUUCAGGACAUUCAGAGGUUGUAACUGUUUCAAGUAUGGAAAUAACUCAAGGUAAUAAUAACACAGAUGAUUAUAGAGCUGUGUUAUUCAAUGUUGAAAGAUCCACAUCAAUUCCAUUUGCAGAUGUUGAUAUUUAUGCACCUGAUGAUUUUCAAGAGCAGGUAGCAAAUUAUCAAACACUAACUAAUUUACCAAAAGCUUUACCAAUCAAUUGGAUACAACAAGGUUUGUGGAAGUGCUCCCCCGAAAAGUAUGGAGAUGGUUUUUGUGAUUGCGACUGUGGCUUUGUCAACGAUACACUCACAGUAAGGGACAUUGAUUGCAAUACUAUACUUCCGAACCUUUUCAACUCUGAAAAUCCAAUCUCUAAAUUAUCCAAAGUAUCAUGUACCUCUAAGGGAUUACUGUGCUCAAAUAGUGGCCAGUGCAUUUCACCUUCUUUCAUCCAAGGUAGUAAACCAUGCCUGUAUAAGGCAUCAACAUUUGGACAAAAGAAGGUAACAGGAUUUUUUGGAACAACAAACGAUUUUUACAAAUCUGGUGGAGGAAAAUACUGCUCUGAAUGUGAAGGUUACAAUAUCAAUAAUGAACAAUCUACAUACAGCAGCCACAACUCGAGAUUUAUGUGCCAAGUUGCCCCAAAAGGAUAUGUUUUUGGCAUUGAUUAUUUGAAGAAAAUAGAGUCUGAUACAAGUAUUUGUUUUCCAAUAAGAACCAAAGUAGGAGAAAUGCCAUUCCCUACCAUUAUUUCCCAAUUUGAAGAACUUGCGAUGGUGUCAAUUAAUCGGGGCAUGAAAACAAAAUUAAUGAACGUUUCUGAAACAAGUUCAAUUAACAGUGCCAAAUAUUUAAGCUCAAAGAAUGAAUUGUUUGGUUCUUCAGCUUUUAAUAUCCAAACCAUUUGCAUAGGAAAAGACCAUGAGAAGUUAGCAUCUUUCGGAAGAGUUGUCUCCUACAACCCCUUCUCUAAAUCCCUAAUAGUUUCAAAGGAAUUUGGAUUGGAAUUUUCUCAACGGAUAAUACCCAGCUCUGUUCAAUUUUAUGUUGGAAAAACAUUUUCAGAAGAUGUGGUACUUGACAAGAUAAAUCAACAACCUCUCAUGGUUCAAAUUGAAAGUCUGGUAGAUAUGGGAAAUUACCAACAUUUGACAUUGCAGAAGGCUGUUGACAUCUCUAUGAAUUUGUACACCAUUACUUUUAUUAAUGGAACUAGAAUAACUAUUGAAACCAUAAUGCCCUCAAAACAAUCACCAACAGGUGGGCAAAAGUUUGUGGUGAGAAAAUCUAUCCACGACUUCUCCCUAAUUCAAGAGUCUACCUUUUCAAUUUUAACUAUUACUAGUAACACCUCACUAGAAAUUAUAACCCAAACUGAAUUGAAAUCCUACUUUUCGAUAGGUUCCAUUAUUGAGUUUUUCACCGAGGACAUCUAUGUUGGUUCCAGCUCUAUUGAUAUUGAAUAUUUUCAGGAAAAUUACAAGUUUAACAUGUAUGAUCCUGGUGAUAGAUGGAAGUCUGUGAGCUACCAACCUUUGACUUCUUUGCAAAUUGAGUAUGCUUUAUUUGUGGUUCCUAUAAGGAAAACAUUCAAAACAUCUACUACUAGUGCUACCCCACUCGAUUUAUGUCCAAGAGAGCACUCUUUUCUUCUCAAUUCAUCAUUUCCUGAUUUUAAAAUAGAUCCUCAGAGACAACAUUAUUUCACAUGCUCAUUAGAGGCCACCAAGGAUUGUACUGAAUAUCCUGAACAAGAUUUUUGCCCAUCAAUAUCAUUUCUAGAUGCAGAGCCUACAUACAAGUUUGAAUUUGAUCAUCUCUUUCAAUUGAAUAACAAGUGGAAAACUAUGGGUAAUUCACUAGAAAAAGACAUUGCACUAGGUGGUGCAACAGAAGUUGAGUAUAAAUACUCAUUCUCUCAGGAGUAUCAUUUUCAACAUGAUUCCAGUUCCAAUGAUGUUGAUGCUGAAUUUACCAAAGGGUUCAAUGUGAAUUCAAAUUCUACAUCCAAUAUAUUCAAUGGAAGAUUGAACUUUUUAGGUAGGUCUCUUGAUGAUGCUGGAAUACCUGCCCAUUCUCCAAUACUUGAUUUUGAAGUGAAGAUUGACCUGUCUCCGUUUUGUGGAGAAGAUAUUGUCAAGUAUGGAGAUGGCAUUUUACAAGAUAUAUUUUCUGGAAUUUUGAAAGAAACAGGAUCUUGGAGAUAUACCUUUCGAGAGAAUGCUAAAAAUGCAGAAGGAGCUCAACAAUAUGCUCGAAAGGUCUUCACCUCUCCUCUCACCAUCAAGUGGGAUCUUUCUACAUUGGGAGAGUACAAUACGAAUGACAAACUAAUUUUGAGUCCAGGAUACGAAUUCGAUUUUAGAGCUACUCUGAGAGCUACAAGCGUAUAUUCCUCAGGAUUUACUGGAAAUGCUGACAUUAAGGAGGUGAAAUUAUCAAUUGAUAGUACUAGUGUUUCCAAGACAGCUUUAGAUUUUUCCAACAGAAAUAAGCUUGUCUUGAAUUAUAUUAUUCAAAUCGAUCUUACCCAGAGUAAUCAAGUCUUUCUCAUUGCUGAAUCAUCAGUCUUGCUGGAUUUAAUGACUGAUGUAGGUGGAGCUAUGGGAGUGCUUUCACUUGGUGCAUUAUUCUUAAAAUUCUGGCAAAUGCUAGUUGGUCAGCCAUCUGUCUUUUUGAGAGAUGUUAUUUUGGCAGAUGAACGUAAGGAAGAACGAAGAAAAGCCUCUCCAACCUUCCUAGAUAGAGUAUCUUCAUUACUAUUUGGUAGGAAAAGGAGAAAUAGAAUUGCACACUUACAUCCUCACUCUCAAGCUGCUUAUGAAUUGAAAUAA
Molecule: messenger RNA, 4581 nt
Organism: Naegleria gruberi
Lineage: Eukaryota; Heterolobosea; Eutetramitea; Acrasida; Naegleriidae
Exons: 1
Coding region: 1-4581 (1526 amino acids)
Source: RefSeq, a predicted model, not a curated record